GCAUAAUAAAAUUCCAAUAUAUUCGACCGUACGCCUUCGCCCUGUCUUCGUUCUCGAUUGCGGAUCCUUAUCAAACAAGAAAAGUGACGUGAGCACCUCCAUCUGCCCCAUCUCCGACUUCAGGCGCAUUCGCAGCUUCGCAUUCGAAUCCAGAGCCCGGCCCAAAAGAUGAUGCGGAGAGAGACCUGGUCGCCAGUCGAGACAUACCCACACCCUGGCCAAGUGUUGGGCUUUAUUGGCCAACGGCCAUUUGAUGCUCAGCAGUGCGGCUCGGAUGAUGACACUGACCCACUGAUAGUCGGCCAGGCCAAAACCAGGGCCAUAACCCUGGCCACAAGCCCAGGCCAAGCCCAGGUCAGGAAGGCAAGGGCUGUGGAGAUGGGACUCACGAGUUCCCCUCUUGAGGCAGUGAAAGGGGAUGGAGCGGACCAUCGGCUGUCACAUCAAACUGGACAAAAGGAGGACUGGAAACUGCCAGCAGGUAUCAAGGUAUCCUCCUUCGGAUAGGAAAGGGCAAAGGCGGGUUUAUU
Messenger RNA from Drosophila mauritiana, 530 nucleotides. RefSeq lists its product as uncharacterized. NCBI's taxonomy places the organism in Eukaryota, Metazoa, Arthropoda, Insecta, Diptera, Drosophilidae. The coding region runs from base 169 to 507 and encodes 112 amino acids. The transcript has 2 exons. The record is from RefSeq and is a predicted model, not a curated record.